UUGACGAAUGCGUGAACAUAAUUCUAGAAUUGACGAAAACAGUGACACGCGAUUUUCAAAUCUCUAAGACUGUCGAAAAGUUACUUUAUUGUACAAAGUUAAGGUUAAACGAGCUAGGUAUACCCUGUAACCAGUCCAGGGUAUUUAGCAACCCCUCUGACGACAAAUCAUUCAAUCCUUUGUGACGUUCACCGUGAACUAUGUUAUGUAUGUUAAUCGCGCUAUUGAAGUUUUUUGUUCUAUAAACUAGUUAGAAACUUUACUUGUUUUUGUUCGAAUUGGGAUUACGUUUUUCAAAAAGUAGGAGAUAUGAGAGAUUGAUUGUGCAAGGAUAUUAGUGUAUAAGAAGUUGCAAGUACAGUCAAUUACAUAGUACCAAGGCAUUGUGGAGACUUUGCACGAUUUACAAAUAAAAAAAUCUUCGUAAUUUACUAUAUUGUGUGAUAAAACUAGAAACAAAAAUGUCAGUAUUGAAUCAAAGUGGGGAAGAUGCAGUGGAAUGUCCUUUGUGUAUGGAACCACUGGAAGUGGAUGAUUUGAACUUCUUUCCAUGCACUUGUGGAUAUCAAAUAUGUCGAUUUUGCUGGCACAGAAUUCGUACAGAUGAAAAUGGUUUAUGCCCUGCCUGUCGGAAGGCCUAUUCUGAAAAUCCUGCCGAUUUUAAACCACUUAGUAUGGAAGAAAUAGCAAGAUUAAAAGCAGAAAAAAGAUUAAAAGAUCAGCAACGUAAGCAAAGGGUUACAGAAAAUCGUAAACAUCUAGCAAAUGUGAGAGUAGUACAAAAAAAUCUAGUAUUUGUAGUAGGAUUACCCUUGAGACUUGCGGAUGCUGAUAUACUAAAACGGCAUGAAUAUUUUGGAAAAUUUGGCAAAAUUCACAAAGUUGUAAUAAAUCAAAGCACUUCCUACGCAGGGUCUCAAGGUCCUAGUGCUUCGGCUUACGUUACUUAUCAACGUCAAGAGGAUGCACUACGUGCUAUAGAGGCUGUGAAUAAUGUUGUCAUGGACGGGCGAACAAUUAAAACGUCAUUAGGAACAACAAAGUAUUGUUCACAUUUUAUGCGUAAUCAGCCUUGUCCAAAACCGGAUUGUAUGUAUUUACAUGAUCUUGGGGACCAGGAGGCAUCAUUUACGAAGGAAGAGAUGCAUCAAGGCAAACAUCAAGAAUAUGAACGAAAACUUGUGCAUUCGUUACACGCAUCACAUGCAUCUGCACAACGAAAACCAAUACCAUCACCAUCAGUGACAGGCAGUAUUGUUAGAGAGAAUGGAACUUCAAAUUCUCAAGCCAAAGAAGCUUGGCCAUCGUUGCAAACUGGACAGACAAAUAGUUCACAAACAAAUUGUAAAGAAUUAUCACCGCCAUCACAAGCAAUAUUACAACAAAACAACAUCACAAAUGGAAGUGGUACAACAAAUCAACAAAGUCACGUAUCAUCUGGUGGUUCAACACAACAACAAAACAAUAAUAAUAAAGGUGAAAAUAUGAAUAUACGGAGAGGGAAAAGUAAUAGUGAAAGUAAAGCUCAGGCAGCGCGGAAUAAACAUAAAAAUUGUCAGAACAAAGAAAAACAUAGUACACGGAUAACUUCUCGAUCAGAAUCUAGUUCUAUUGGUACGCAAAAUAAUGUACAAUCACAAAUUAAUGGACAAAAGGAUAUUAGAAAUUUUUCCUCCGAAUCAAAUAGUGAUGUAUUACAAAAAUUGGGUAGUAAGUGUAAGUCGGAACAACAACAAUCACAAUCUCAACAUCCGCAGCAGCCAUCGUCUCAACAACAAUCACAACAACAGCAACAACAACAACAACAACAACAAAAUAAUAAAGGAUCCAAAUCAGUUCAACAACAGCAACAACAACAAUCUCAAGAACUUAAAGUAAAUGGAAUAGUGCAAAAUGGAGAGCGUCGGCAUUCGGAUAGCGAGACAGAUCAACAACGUGAAGGUAGUACACCAGCUAGUACAAUUUCGAGUACGGAAGAUUCAAACGUGAAUCAUCAAGUGGAACAUUUAGCAGAAUCAAGUGAGGAGAACAGUGGUGCUGCUAUUUUGGGUUCCUCUCCAGCUAGCACAAACUCAUCACAAGGUGCCAAUCAACAGCCACCACCAGGACUGCAUAAUGGGUCUCAAAUACAAUUCAAUCAUCGAUCAAUCUUUCAGACGGACAAUAAUAGUUUCUUCAGUUCAAAUACUUUCCAAAAAAUUUCUACUACCACAGUGCCACCUACUUCUUUGACAGCAAAUCCAAAUCUGAAUUGGACAAGUACAGGCUUAACUUCUAUUCCUGAUUCAUUAAGAAUGGUUCAGUCCAGUGAAGAUUGGCAAACAGCUUUUGGUUUUCAACCUGAAACUACACAAACAAAUCAUGUUAUACAAAAAUCCAGUCCUUCUAGUUCACCAGGAGUAACAUUCAAUUCAGAAGGUUUUGUUGAUGAAGAAGUUUAUACUAAUUUACAAUAUACUUCUUUAUCAGAACCUUCUGGUACUUUUACAUCAAGUUUGCUUGUUAAUUCUCCUGCAUCUAAAUUCAUGGCAGAUUUUCAACAAAACUCAUUACAACAAAGGCUUGCUAUGCAGGCACAACAAAAUCAAGAAAAUUGUGAAUACAUAAAACAAAAUGGUCAUGCUACUUUGGAAGAAGUUCGAAAUCAUAAAGAAUCUGGCUCAGAUUUAAAAGCAGAUGAUGAUUUAGGUUUUGAUCCUUUUCAUGAAACACAGAAAGCUUUGGCUGAACUUAUGGAAAACGAAAUGCAAAUUCAACAACAAAGGUUGUUUCAACAACAACAACAAAGAGAAAGAGAAGAACAAAAUAGGGUACAGCAUCAACAGAAUAUUGCAAAUCUUGGUCAACAACAUUUUCCACAGGUUGCCCACAUAGCACAUUUACAACAACAGGCUCAACAUCUACAAAAUUUACAAGUUAUUCAACAGUCGCAUUCCUUGCUGUCUCGUCUUCCACAAAAUUUAUUACAAAGUGGUACGCAAACUCCUCCUCAGAGUACUGUGGCUGCUGCUAGCUUGGGACAACGUAGUCGCCUUCCACCACCAGGUUUCCCUGGUUCUACACCAAAUCACAUGAAUUCUUUUGGUCUUGGCAUACCGCGACCAGCUCCCACGAACAAUGCUCUUUCGGGAGCACAACCACCACAACAAAAUGCCUAUCUUCCAAAUGGAAAUCCCCUUUUGAAUUCACAAGGUAUUAGUAAAUGUGCGGGAGAUGCAGUAUAUACGCUUAAAGAUUGGUGUGAUAUUAAUAAUCAACAACAACAACAACAAUUUCAUCAUCAAGCAUUACAUCAAAAAGGCGGAUGGAAUAAUUUUGGACCUAUUGCAGACUGGACUUCGAUUGAUCCAGCUAUUGUUAGUUCUUCUAGGCCUCUUCCAUUCCAAACUACUAGUACAUGGCAAUUUCCACAUGUUCAUCCUACACACACUGUAUCACAUAAUGCGCAACAGGAACAACAGAACGCACCAACUCAACAUUGGGCAAUGCAGCCACCACCAGGUUUUGCUGCACCAGCAACUACAGGACAAUUGAGUAAUCAACAACCAAGCACAACUGCACAGCCGCACACUAAACUUAUCUCUGCAGGAUCAGAAAUCGAAAAUCUAUAAAUAAGUAUGAAUACGCGAAGUAUACAAGUGGCAGAUAAAACAUCCAUGUGAGACAAGAUGAAAGUCAACAAUGACCCAAAAAACCGACAGUCUGUUACGUACGUUUUCCUGACCCGUGUCUAUAUCUUUCAUUUAAUUUUAUUCCGAUACUUUAUUCUCAUUAGAUGAGUAUUUAUCGUUGAAAAUGAGUAUUGCAAAAAAUACUGAAUAUAAUUUAAUGGAUACUUUCGAAUAUAUGCGACGAAUAUACUCCUAUAUAUGUUCUCAAUAAUAUUCUCAUAUUUAACCUAUAGUAAAUUUGAACUAUUUACAAGUCUGGCAAUUUUACUAUGAUUAAGUUUAUGUAGAUCGAGAUGAUACAGG
This is a messenger RNA of Apis mellifera (honey bee), 3974 nucleotides long. RefSeq lists its product as uncharacterized. Gene Ontology annotation, biological process: protein ubiquitination. The record is from RefSeq and is a predicted model, not a curated record. Bases 462 to 3611 code for a protein of 1049 amino acids. The transcript has 16 exons. NCBI's taxonomy places the organism in Eukaryota, Metazoa, Arthropoda, Insecta, Hymenoptera, Apidae. Gene Ontology annotation, molecular function: ubiquitin-protein transferase activity; RNA binding; metal ion binding. Gene Ontology annotation, cellular component: CCR4-NOT complex.